AUGUCUAUCGCUGGUGUUCAAGAUGCGCCGGGCAAGACUGCGACUGUGGGCGCCUACGGCCUGCAUGAAAACGUGCAACAUGGAGAUUUUGUCACCGAGAAUGAAGAGAGGGACCUAAGGCGUGGAUUGGGUCAGAGGCACAUCCAGAUGAUUGCGCUUGCUGUUGUAGGCGCAAUUGGUACUGGACUGUUUCUUGGACUCGGGUCUUCUCUGCAGACUGGUGGACCUCUCGGUGCUUUGCUCGGCUAUGCUUUUGUCGGUCUCAUCGUUUGUGCUGUUCAGUUCGCUCUCGGAGAAGUCACGGCUCUGCUCCCUGUCACUGGAAGUUUCGUCAGACAUGCCGAGUUCCUUAUUGAUCCUGCAUUGGGCUUUGCAGUGGGAUAUAAUAUCGUAUAUGGAAACCUGCUUUCCAUUCCUUCGGAAAUUUCGGCCAUCUGUGUGCUUUUCGAGUACUGGACUGAUAUCAAUCCGUCUCUGUGGAUCGUCAUCUUCAUUGUCCUGACUUUUGUGGUCGGCAUUGCGUUUGUCGGUAUCUAUGGCGAGGUUGAAUUCUUUUUCGCACUUCUCAAAAUUGCGCUUGUGGUGGGCCUGGUGAUUCUGGGCCUCUGCAUCGAUCUGGGCGGUGUACCUGGAGUCUCGCGCAUCGGCUUCAGAUACUGGAAACGACCAGGCCCCUUCGUCGAACAUGUCGCUACUGGAGCCUGGGGCAACUUUCUCGGUUUCUGGUCCGUCAUGAUCAACGCGGUCUUCUCUUUUGCUGGAGUGGAAUCUAUUGCCAUGGCUGCAGCUGAGACCAGGAACCCUCGCCAGAACAUUCCGAAGGCGUGUAAACGUGUGUUUGCACGCGUUUCGCUUUUUUACGUCGCUACGGUCUUGAUUGUGGGUAUGUUGGUUUCUAGCGAUGAUGAGCGUCUCCAAGAUGAGAGCGGUACUGCAGCUCAAAGUCCCUUUGUCAUUGCUGCCUCUGCUGCCGGCAUCAAGGCUAUCCCAUCCAUUGUAAAUGCCGUGGUCAUUACCUCUGCCUGGUCAUCUUCGAAUCAGGCACUUCUGGCUGGAACCCGUGUCCUCUACUCUUUGGCGCUCAAGAAACAGGCUCCUGCUAUCUUCUUGCGUACCACUGCGUGGGGUGUACCGUACAUGUGUGUGCUCUUGCAGACGGUCUUCAUGUUUUUGGCUUUCAUGAGUCUGUCUUCUGGAGCCCUGACUGUCUUCUAUUGGUUUGUGGACUUGGUGGGCUGUGGUGUCCUGAUUUCUUGGUCGUGCGUUUUGACCAACCACCUGAGGCUGCUGGCUGCGAUGAAGAAGCAGGGAAUCGCAAGGACGGAGUUGCCUUGGCACAACAAGUGGACCCCCUAUAGCUCUGUUGUUGCACUGGCAGCAUGCCUGCUUAUCUUGUUGACCAAUGGCUUUUCUGUGUUUACUAAAGGCGGAUGGUCUGCAAGUUCGUUUGUGUCAUCAUACCUGGAUAUUCCUCUGAUCCUAGUCGCCUAUCUCGGGUGGAAGUUUUACAAGGGCACGAAGUUUGUGGCUCUCGGAGACAUUCCUAUCAGAGCUGCUCUGGAUGAGAUUAGAGAUAACCCCGAGACCCCUGAGCCAGUGCGAAAGGGCUGGAAGGGUGUUGUGAUGAAGUUGUUAUGGGAGUAG
Aureobasidium namibiae CBS 147.97 is the source of this 1644-nucleotide messenger RNA. RefSeq lists its product as uncharacterized. Gene Ontology annotation, molecular function: amino acid transmembrane transporter activity. The record is from RefSeq and is a predicted model, not a curated record. The coding region runs from base 1 to 1644 and encodes 547 amino acids. Gene Ontology annotation, cellular component: membrane. The transcript is spliced from 4 exons. NCBI's taxonomy places the organism in Eukaryota, Fungi, Ascomycota, Dothideomycetes, Dothideales, Saccotheciaceae. Gene Ontology annotation, biological process: amino acid transmembrane transport.